AUAUUUGUGAAGUUGAAGGUAACCCUCCGUCGUCGAGGUCGAGGAGUCGCGUAGCAGGUGUGUAUGUGUGUGCACGUGUGUCGCGCGGAUUCGCACACCAGGACGAUCGAUAAGCCGUCCGUCGUCAGGAUCGCGUCUUCCGGGGAACAAGACGCGGAUCGUCGGGAAGCCCGGCACGUGCCGGCACCGUUCCCUCGAGCCUAUACAAGCCGGCGAAAACCUAACCUGCAAAGGCAACUGACGCUUCGAGCCUAAUGAUGGAAGAUUUUUUGUGCGAUCUAUUGUCACCGUCCAAAGAGGACAUUUUAAGGAGAUUACAGGAUAAUGACAUAACCGACAUGAAGACUCUGGGAGAAAUAAUUACCAGCCACGUUGACUUCAAAGAAUUAAUUCCCAGCAUGGGGUUAAGACUUAAAAUCAAAUCAAAAUAUAUGAGCAUGACAAAUGUUAAAUUUCCAAGUGUCAAAAAUCAACAAGAAGAACCCGUAAUCGCCGGAAUUGUCAACGCUGACGGAUCCGUUUUAUUGGAUACUGAUGCAGUGCACCUGGAUGUACACAGCCAAAUUACCGAUUCACUACAUACAAAUAUUGUUGAACCACCACAGUUAUUGCAGGACGAUAAAGUUGUUACUGAGAGUCGUAAUAAAGAAAGCGCGGAAUCAGCUGAGACAUUCAAUUUACAAGACACAGAUCUGGUCACAAAAAAAAGAAAAUUAAACCGGGGUGUAGACUUUGACGUAAAAGAAAUAUUGGAAAAAGAUGCAACGGGACGAGCGGUACUAAACAUUUAUAACAACACGAGGGACUUAUCAACAAAAUGUCAAAGUUAUGUAUGUGACAUCAUUGUCACACAUGCUUUGAACAACUGCAUAACAAAUCUUCGAAACGAGGAUUUUGACGCUAUUGCUGAUAAUAUCGUUCACGUAUUUCCGGAAGAAUGUAAAGAAACAUAUUAUGUUCCUCCUGUGUCUAACAGAGAUUCUUCGAACCAAAAAUCGAAAGUUGCUAAAGGGAAGUUGGUGGAUAAAUACCGGAAUAAAAUUUCAUUUUUACGAGAAGCGAAAAUAAAUGUAACAAGCGACGUAAUACCUGAGGCAGCUACUUGCAUGUCGUCGGAAGCGCAUCAGGGUACAGAUACAUCAUGUUCAGAUACAUUAAUGUUUUUAGUGAAAACAGUAAAUUAUGUCUAA
Messenger RNA from Solenopsis invicta (red fire ant), 1190 nucleotides. RefSeq lists its product as uncharacterized. NCBI's taxonomy places the organism in Eukaryota, Metazoa, Arthropoda, Insecta, Hymenoptera, Formicidae. The record is from RefSeq and is a predicted model, not a curated record. The coding region runs from base 255 to 1190 and encodes 311 amino acids. The transcript is spliced from 5 exons.